Messenger RNA from Hemibagrus wyckioides, 835 nucleotides. Its product is annotated as cytochrome c oxidase assembly protein COX14 homolog. The coding region runs from base 1 to 183 and encodes 60 amino acids. The record is from RefSeq and is a predicted model, not a curated record. NCBI's taxonomy places the organism in Eukaryota, Metazoa, Chordata, Actinopteri, Siluriformes, Bagridae. The transcript has a single exon.
AUGCUGCGCACCAAGCGUCUGGCUGAUGUGGGUUACCGCGUCUUCUCCGGGUCCAUGAUGCUGCUGACCCUGUACGGAGGCUACCUGUGCGCUAUGCGCGGAUACCGCUACCUGCAGAGACAGAAGCAGCUCCAACUGGCUGCACAGAAUCAGAACAUCGACCCUGAGAUCGUCAAAGACUGAUCACCUGUUCGUACCGGGACGGCUGGGUCUCGUCUCCAUGGUGACGAGAUCUCACCCGUUUCCAUGUAUGGACUUACUGUAAUUUUUAUUUGGAAAAAUGUUAUUUUUUCUUCUCAACUCAACUGAUUUUUCUGUUGUAAUAUAUUAAAUAGUGAAAAAAUGGGAAAUUUUUUUACCUGGUAAAUCAUUUCAUCGGUGUGUCUUUGCUUUUGUAGAAAGGAAAAAGCUUAUUCCAGACUCAGGAACGACUGAAUUGAGUACAAAUUCCAAACUAGUCAGCUUUAAUCCUUGUACACUUGUGCACGUUCAAGGUGUAUUGCAUAGACACAGCUUUUAAAUAACAUGGAAUUGUUGUCUACUUUACAUCUUUCACACUAGACCGAUCACAACACAUGAGGGGAGACGAACACGUCUAACAUCGCUGCCUCAGAAUCCGACAUAUCAAUAGUGCACUCUUUUGUAAUUAACUGACCUCAGAUGCAGAGCUUUGUACAGUACAAAAUCCUAAAACAUCGGGAAUUAAUAAAGCGUGCUUUAAAAUGUCGGCGUAAAUGAAAUUUAAAGGAUUUUCUUGGCAAAUUGUUAAAUGUAGCUGAUCAGCAGAGACAUGUUUGGUGUCCAACAUCUGCUUUUUUUUUCUUUUUUUUUUAAC